AUGAAGCGAGAGUGGUUGCAAUUGAUAAUUUACGCUAUAAUGAAACGAUGCCCGCACUUGUAUGGGCAAGUGAACCCGUUCUCUAUGGGUUCUCCUCCGGCUCCUGACCCUCCAUCUGCACAGACGGCGUUCUCGCCCAACGCGUUUCCUACCCAGGCGUUCCCCAAACCAGGAGGCCCCGGAGGAACCUGGGUGUCGAGCGAUAAUUAUUCAAAGGGUACUAAUGGUACCUCAGACUUUACCCCCCGCAAUACCCCCCACAGUACCCACAAUACCUCCCCCAAUACAAACGGUGGCUCAAACGGUCCGCUCGGCGAAAUACCAGGAAAUGCCUCUUUGGAUAAGGUGGUUAUGGAUAAAGCCAGGAAUUUAGAUAAAAUUAAAAGUUUGAAUGCGGCAAGAAGUCUGGAUGGAGCAGACGUGGAUGGUCGACCUUGGACGGGCAAGGCUGCGCCAGCCGGUUCUGGUGCAGAUCCACUUAAUUGCCCGGCGGUCGGAGGCUUCGAAGACCCGAAGCUGGAACAGUGUCCGUGGGCAGUGGAUCGCUCGGUAAUGAGCGCACAACGUCCUGGCGGGACGCCGUCCGAAGGCGGCUUUCCGGCAUAUAACGCAGGCGACUUUCUGCGAUCUGUUAGUGGGACUAGCAGCCACGCAGAAGUCACCGGCAACCCUGACACCGGCAACGUGGUCCCCGGCCGCGGGGGUGCAGGGAGCCCAAAGGGCGUCCCGGGCGGCGGGAACUUGAUAUGUACUAACGGCAGCGCAAACGGGAGCGCAAAUGGCAGCGCACAUGGAAGCCCAAACGGGAGUGCAAACGCGGAUGGAGCAGGACCGCGAUCAAUUUCGGCGGAAGAAGAUAUCUGGUGCCCGUUCGAGGAGGAAGAACAGACCCGAGAGUGGCUGUUCAGUGGCCUCUGGAACCAACUAGGCAGCGUAGUGGGCGAAGACCCGCGGUCACAGAUGAAGGACGUGCUCCAGCUGAUCUUGUCUGAAGUCUGUCCGAUCUCGCAGUGGGGUCCCAUCAUGUUGACCAAGCUGCGCCUACGGCAGGAAUUGGACAAUAGCCAAUGGCGUCAAAACGCAGCCCAAUAUCUCGACGCCUACGCCAACGGGCCCUGUGCGGGCCCGUGUCUGCCAACCGCCGCCGCUAUCGGCGGCGCAUCCUACCUAGGCGCAGUUCCAGGAGGUGUCCCAGUUGGAGGAGGCGGUGGAAUUCCAGGAGGCGGUGGAAUUCCCGGAGCCGGAGGAUGUCCAGGAGUGUCGGUGGGAGUCGGGAGUGACGUAGUGGGCGAGAUGGUGGGGUUCGAACAGACGGCACGGUUCGAGCCUGGCUACCUCGAGGCGGCUCCUCUGUUUUCGGCGCGGACGCCGGGGAACUACGCCGUGACGGGUGGGGGUUCACCUCCACAGGGCGCGGCGGCAGGUGACAGUUUCCGGAGCAGCGGGCCCGUA
Molecule: messenger RNA, 1452 nt
Organism: Gregarina niphandrodes
Lineage: Eukaryota; Apicomplexa; Conoidasida; Eugregarinorida; Gregarinidae
Exons: 1
Source: RefSeq, a predicted model, not a curated record